This is a messenger RNA of Chelmon rostratus (copperband butterflyfish), 2473 nucleotides long. Its product is annotated as carbohydrate sulfotransferase 15-like. Bases 274 to 1800 code for a protein of 508 amino acids. Gene Ontology annotation, molecular function: N-acetylgalactosamine 4-sulfate 6-O-sulfotransferase activity. Gene Ontology annotation, biological process: hexose biosynthetic process. The transcript has 8 exons. The record is from RefSeq and is a predicted model, not a curated record. NCBI's taxonomy places the organism in Eukaryota, Metazoa, Chordata, Actinopteri, Chaetodontiformes, Chaetodontidae.
CUGGUAUCACUUGUCUUGGUGCUAAAGCUCUCAAACAGUUGUUAACGAAAAAAGAGACCUGCUUCACAACAGAGGAGCGGUGAGACUUCAUCUGUGAUUGGUGACUCCAGUGUUUGGCUGUUUCACAGGAGGCCCUGCUGGAGAUGGGGGAGCAUGCAAGACAUUAAGACAAAUGAUGACCUGAAGAUUAAAGACUAUGAUGAAUGGACACAUCAGGACACACAACCUCCUCUAGAUGAAGCAAUGAAAUCAUUUCCCUGAUCCUUUUUGUACAUGUUUAUGGUGCUUCUAUGUUUCUUUUACUUUUGGCAAACAAACAUGCCUGCAGCUCUGGAUCAUAAGUGGGGACUCCUGUUGUCAUUGACUUGUCUGGGGAGGUUUUUUUCAAAAGCCAGAGUGGUUUGCUUCCUGGUGGUCUUGACACUGACGCUUCUCAUCAUUGCUUCCUACAACCUGACGUGGGACAAGAAAAGACUUCCCUUCACCACCUCACCCGAUCAGGUCAGGCCUGGGGUCGUCCAGUCAAACACAGCAGCAGCUAAAGUUUCCUCUCAAAACAAUUUAAUAGACAUGAAACAGCUGGUGGAGAUCAUUAACUCCAAACUGGAAUACACACCCAGGAAGGUGCCUGAUGAAAAGGAUGUCAUUGAAAUGGACCCUCAUUUGUUCUCUGUAAUUCCUCGCCAUUUCCUGCCCGGUGUCAAGAGCCCCUGCUGGUAUGAGGAGAUCUCCAGUGAACGCAGCACUGAUCCAUACAGGGAUAACCGCUACUGUCUGUUUGUACAGAAGUACAAGAGUUUGUGUAACAAAAUGAGGCCAAACUUCCACGAGCACUUACAACACAGAGACGGCAAACUGUUUCGUUUGCGCUGCUUGCCGUACUUCUACAUCAUUGGCCAACCAAAGUGUGGCACAACUGACUUGUACUACAGGCUGAAAAUGCAUCCAGAGGUCCAGUACAGCAUUAUAAAAGAAUCACAGUGGUGGACCAGGAGACGCUUUGGUUAUACCCAUGUCAAAGAUGGCUUCAAGAAAAUUAUUCCUGUGGAAGAUUACCUGGAUCUGUUUGACGUGGCAGCCCAACACAUCCAAGAAGAAAUGAGUAGAAAUUCAUCUGGAGACCACCACAUGACCCAGUUCGUAACAGUUGAAGCCAGUCCAUCCACUAUGUGGGACAACCAAGUCUGGAGCUAUGUUCACAGAGACAGGAAGGAGACAGAGCCCGGUUUUCUGACCCAGGACUUCAUCCACGCACUGCAGCCUGGUGCCAAACUUAUUGUCAUCCUGAGAGAUCCAGUAGAGAGGCUUUAUUCUGACUACCUGUAUUUUAGGAUGGGCAAAGAGUCAGUAGAGGACUUCCAUCAGAAGGCCAUGAAGUCUGUCCAGUUGUUUCAAUCCUGUCUGUCUGAGCGGUCACUUCGUUCCUGUGUCCACAACAGAAGACUCCUUGAUGCCAUGCCGGUGAAGCUUCAUGCGGGGUUGUAUGUUGUCUUCUUACUGGACUGGCUGAGUGUUUUCCAUCGGGACCAGAUUCUAGUUCUACGACUGGAGGACUAUGCAGCCGACAAGAGAGCGACAUUACAGAAAGCUUUUGAUUUUCUGGGUCUAAGUCCUCUGUCAGUGGAGCUGGAGGAAGAAGUGAUGAAAAACCAUGUGGCAAACAGCCGGGGGGUGAAGGACAAGAAACUAGGUCCUAUGCUUCCAGCCACCAGAGACCUCCUCAGGGAAUUUCACCAGCCCUUCAACCGUAAACUGGCCAGUGUGUUGGACAACAGCGCCUUCCUCUGGAGUUACCCCUGAAGGGAUAUGAGUGUGAAUGGCUGUGAAUGAACACUUGAAACCCUUAAAUUCAUUAAUCCACACAUGUGGAUAAUGUUCACAUCAUUAUUGCUGACAAGACUGUGGUGAAAAUCAUGUGGUGAUGGUACUGUGAUUUGACCUUUUAUAUAGAGAAAUAUCCCCUGUCCCGUUCAUUAUUAAAUCAAAGUAAUUUACGCUUGAAACAACACAGUACUCACUUGAAAGGGGUACAUCUUAUAAUCACUGCACUUGUUUGGGCACACAGUGGAUCUGUGGAAAGUCAUCAAGGAACAUAUUGAGAGCUGAGAUAUUUAAAUACUAAUUGUUAAAACCUCUCCAACCUCAUUGAUCCAGCAGUGGGUGAGUCAGUACAAACUCAUACUGCAAACUGUUUGAACUUAAAUUCCAGAAGAGAUCUCAAAGUGGUCCUGAAACAAUUUGAUCAUUCACUUAUAUUUAUCAAGCAAACCUCUGUCUCCCCUUUCUCAAAUGUGAGGUUUUGUUGCCUUUCUGUGUUUAAUUUCAUUGUAAAUUAAAUGUCUUUGGCUUUUGGAUGGUUGGUCAUACUAAAAAUGCUGUUUGAAGAUGUUGCCUUGAAUUGUGGUUGGUUUUUGAACAUUGUUCAUUGUGGUUUAACACGUUCCCCUUUUUUUUCCAAACAUGUCUUGCUGAA